Portunus trituberculatus (swimming crab) is the source of this 980-nucleotide messenger RNA. Its product is annotated as apolipoprotein D-like. The record is from RefSeq and is a predicted model, not a curated record. The transcript is spliced from 5 exons. The coding region runs from base 78 to 803 and encodes 241 amino acids. Lineage: Eukaryota; Metazoa; Arthropoda; Malacostraca; Decapoda; Portunidae.
UUUUCAUGCCAGUCACACCACGGCUAUCCUAACAGGUGCUAUUCAAGUGUGAGCAGUAAGGCAGAGCAGCGAUCAUCAUGCAGGCAUCAGGCAGAAGUGUGGCGAUGGCAGUGGUGGUGGUGAGCGUGCUCGCCGCCACUACCACCGCCCACAUGAUGGGUCUGGGAAGCUGCAAGAACUUCGAAGGCAUGCAAAACUUCGAUCCUGCCCGGUUCAACGGGACCUGGUACGUCAUGAAUAAGGUUGGCACGCGGAGUGAUUGCCUCGUCGUGACCUACAAUCUUAUGGAGGACGACCAGAGCUUUGAGGUGAAGGAGGUGCGGCGGCCGCCCUACAGUGAUGUCAUCCCUCUCGACUUUGCCAUCACUAACACUGGCUCGUUGACGCCCAAGGGUGAUAGCGGGAAAUUUACUGUCAGGUGGAAUAACGGCAUCAUUCCCUUCACCGGCACCUAUGCAAUCCCCAACACUGACUACGAAAACUUCGCCAUUGAUAUCGAGUGCCAGGAGUUCUUUGGGUUCCUGAGACGAGUGUCAGCCACGAUCCUCAGCAGAAACCCUGAGAUGGCUUCUGCAAAGGUUGAAGAGCUGCUGGAUGAACUGGCAUCACAGUUCGAAAUUCCAAGAAAUCGAAUGAACGCAGUGGACCAAAGCAACUGCGUCGAAAUGGAAGCAAACGACUUCAACUUCGUUGUGGACGAGAAUGGCAUCAGGAGCGCAUUGAAAGAAUUAAAAAAGAUUGAGUACCUGUCAAAGCUGUCUCCUGAACAGGCAGCUGAAAUUGUGGAAACUUUUGAAAACUGAAUGCUUGGAGAAGAAUGCAGACUGUCAACACUGCAUGAGCUGAAUGUGUCACGACACGCAUCUUUUGAAAAAUGCUCGUCACACGUGGCCAUGUAAAGGACACUACUUUUAUGAAUUCUUUCCUUUAUGUUACAUUUCCAUGGACUUUUCAUUCUUCCAAUAAAAUCUAAACUGGUU